Fusarium odoratissimum NRRL 54006 is the source of this 1367-nucleotide messenger RNA. RefSeq lists its product as uncharacterized. The coding region runs from base 564 to 848 and encodes 94 amino acids. The record is from RefSeq and is a predicted model, not a curated record. The transcript is spliced from 3 exons. NCBI's taxonomy places the organism in Eukaryota, Fungi, Ascomycota, Sordariomycetes, Hypocreales, Nectriaceae.
GUAUUGAACUAAUUUACUUGCAUUGCAAUGCCAUAUACUCCAGUCUCCUCAUACCUCUGAUCCUUGAUCAUCUGCAACUUAACCUCACACAAGCUUUUCUUGUCUACUUGAAGCCUGCAUUGCCGCCUCGGUCACCCUUCCCGUUGAACGGCAUCUAAUCCUAUCCUGCCACAUCAUCGUCCCGGAAUCCUGGGCCCAACCUGUCUGUUCGCCUUCGUCUUACCUUUCGGGCCUCUCAACUACAUCACGCGUUAGGCAACUCUACAGGAUACCUGUUGCCGCCUUGUUCUUGGAAAACCUCACACCCGGCGUAUUCUGACACUGUGGCUACGUGCAGCUUGAUUCAUCUGAACGUAUAAAGCUCAUCAUCUCCUCCCUUGGUGUUCUCAUCAGUCGUCUCAGCUUCGAAUCCGUUCUUGAGUAGGCUUCAUUCGAUCUUUGGUUAGUCAGACCUGGUACGCCAACCUUCUUCAACUCCAACUCUCUAGUCUCAGAAAAAUCAGUUUCUUUAGCCAACUAUCUUACACCAAUCUCCGUCCUGUCAUAAACAAUCCAAAAUCACAAUGGAGGUUCAACCUCACACUCCUACUGGCCCCUGGCAAGAUCAGCUCGACAAUGUUUGCCGAGAUGCUCAGUUGCGUCCCCCGGUUUUUCAAAUUGUGUCAGAUCGUCGAGGUGGCCGAACUGCUUGGUCUAGCAGAGUGACUGUCCAUGGCAAGACUCUCGCAGCUCGUUUCUGGUAUGAUGGCAAGAAUCUCAACAAUGCCAGAGAAGAUGCUGCCGAGUGUGCCGUCAAGUGGUUGACUGGGUCUGAAUCUAGUUCUCCCACCCAGCAAUGGGGUUGGUAGACUUGCGAUGUGGGGUCACUCCUUUUCAUAUGCUUCGCCCACUCAAGCGUCACUAACGUCUACGAAAAUGGUGGUCUGGCCAUUUAUGAACGAAGGAGUUAUCUUUGUUGUGUUAUUAUGAUUUCCUUUUGGUCUUCCCUCUUUCGAAUCAAGCACCUGGAGUUUGGUAACAAAACUUACGAAACGGGGAAGGUUGUGGUCACCACGCACUCAGCGCCUGGAACAACUGACCCCUCGGUCAAGACCUUGGAUUGUAUUUUAUGGGUUGGGUUAGAGGGCGAAAGUCGAAUGUUUCCAUGUAUGACUUGAGGAAAACGGUAGGAUAUGUCGGUUAUUACAGUUCUCGUUUGGUGUUUGACGGAGUCGGUUACACGGAGGGUCUCUACCAAUGAGCCCUCACGUGGAGGUUUACAAAAGCACGUAUGACAGCAGACGGAGACUUUUAGAACUAUACAGUUUGAUUCGGUCCUUUAGUAUUUGAGAUGUUCAGUACUUAAUAUUUACUUGGGAUACCCAAAC